GGGGUGGAAGUACCUCUAUGGGCCGGGUCAGACUCGGUGUUUGCGGACUAUCCUAAUAGGGCAAGCCACCUACUUCUUAACGCAAACAGCUUCUGCCCUCUGUCCUCUGAAUCCCAGCCACUCCCAUCUUAGGCUUUUUUUUUGGUGGGGCCUGUGGAGGGGGGCGGAAUCGGAAUAACAAGCUCCGUGGCCUCCAAAGUGGGGAAGAGGCAGGCAGCGCCGUGUCUUCAGACCCAGACUAUGAACUGAUUUAUGACGCUCAACUUGAGUUUGAGUUUGCGUUUGCCUUGGAAGCCGUGUGGCAAGAAAAUUCUCCAUUUCUCCGAAGAAGAGAGAUGCCACUGGAGUCAUCCUCUUCAAUGCCGCUAUCCUUCCCAUCUCUCUUACCCUCAGUACCACACAAUACUAACCCUUCCCCUCCUCCGAUGUCUUACAUCACCUCCCAGGAGAUGAAGUGUAUUCUUCACUGGUUUGCCAGUUGGUCAGGUCCCCAGCGUGAACGUUUCCUAGAGGACCUGGUAGCUAAGGCAGUGCCAGAAAAAUUACAGCCAUUGCUGGAUAGUCUGGAGCAGCUUAGUGUGUCUGGGGCAGACCGACCACCUUCUAUCUUUGAGUGUCAGCUACAUCUUUGGGAUCAGUGGUUUCGAGGCUGGGCUGAGCAGGAGCGCAAUGAAUUUGUCAGACAGCUGGAGUUCAGUGAGCCAGACUUCGUGGCAAAGUUUUACCAAGCAGUGGCUGCUACAGCUGGUAAGGACUGAUAGGCAUUCAGACCAAAGAAGAUAACCAUAGCUGAUGGAGCCAAGGCCAUGACUCUCUACAAUGAUAAUUCAAAUGUGUCAUCUAAAGCUCUGGAACUGGUAUUCAGACCAGCUGACUGAACUCACUGACCAGCAUAGGCAUGGUUAUUUCAACAGUAAUAGCAUGUCAACUGGACUCCUAUUUGUAAAUAUUAUCAAUCUAAGCAAUCCCGCUUAUCAGUCUACUAGUUUGCUUCUUUCCAAGAGAUGUCAAAUCCUCAAGAAUUUGAUGGCUUCUUCUGCAGCUAUAACCAAAAAGAACCUACACAUUAUAACUCAGGCCCACUGCUGGCUCAUGAAGUGUGUAAAGUAGAGCCCUCCUUCCCCAGAAAUAAGACAGGACAAUAAAAGGUGGCAUUUUUAUAAUUUACCUGGAUUCCAUUGGCUGGUUUUACCACUCCUAUCAGAUUCUAGUGUAAUUGUGUGAUACCCAAACCAUUAGUUUUCCCAGUGAUGAUUUAAUAAAAUUAUGAAAAAUCAG
Molecule: messenger RNA, 1278 nt
Organism: Macaca mulatta (Rhesus monkey)
Lineage: Eukaryota; Metazoa; Chordata; Mammalia; Primates; Cercopithecidae
Source: RefSeq, a predicted model, not a curated record